Emericellopsis cladophorae is the source of this 2931-nucleotide messenger RNA. Its product is annotated as Rho guanine nucleotide exchange factor-like protein. Gene Ontology annotation, biological process: septin ring organization; intracellular signal transduction; establishment of cell polarity. Gene Ontology annotation, cellular component: nucleus; cytoplasm; mating projection tip. The record is from RefSeq and is a predicted model, not a curated record. Bases 1 to 2931 code for a protein of 976 amino acids. The transcript is spliced from 4 exons. Gene Ontology annotation, molecular function: protein binding; guanyl-nucleotide exchange factor activity. Lineage: Eukaryota; Fungi; Ascomycota; Sordariomycetes; Hypocreales; Bionectriaceae.
AUGAGUCGCGUAAGCCAGUUGACGGGCUCAACCGCCGUCGGUGGCUCUUCAGCCUCGCUCAGCUCGCUGAGCAGCAUGACGCCUGGUCCCAACGGUCACGUUGUUCCCACCUCCAACAUCAUCAACCAAAAGGCCGAUGCCUCACGAUCAUUAUAUCAGAUUUGCGUUGCGCUCAAGAAUCGACUAGCCCAGGUCCCCGACUUCGAACAAUAUCUCGACCAGCUCGACCCUCUCGAUCCCGUUGAUUCACUGUGGAAUCUACUCCGAACUGGCCUGCCCCUCAUUGUCAUCUACAACAACGCGCUACAGCCAGAAGAGCCCCUCGACGUUGAUGAAGAGAAGGUGAUACAGAAGCCCAAGAUUGGUAUCUUCAAAUUCGUUAAGGCAUGCCUCGAACAACUCCAGCUGCCAUCGCAAGACUGCUUCGUGGUGUCCGAUGUGAUGAACAACGACACCAGUGGCUUCGUCAAGGUCACCCAAGUCGUCAAUUACGUCCUUGACCUCGCUGCCCAGCGAGGCAACCUCGUGCCAAUACAACCAUACCCUGACGACGGGCCCGCAGACCCGAGCCAGAAGACUCAAAUGACAUAUCGUGAUCACAUUGUCAAGGAGCUUGUGGACACAGAACGGAAGUAUGUGCAAGACUUGGAGAAUCUACACGAUCUCAAGACGACACUGGAACAAAAUUUGGUCAUUCCGGGUGAUGCGGUUCACUCAAUCUUCCUCAACAUCAACGCCAUUCUCGAUUUCCAACGCAGGUUCCUCAUCAGAGUGGAGACGACGAAUUCAAGAGCUGCGACAAGCCAAAAAUGGGGCGAGAUCUUUGUGCACCACGAACCUUCCUUCAGCAUUUAUGAGCCCUUCAUUUCCAACCAGCGAAAGGCUGCCAUGACGGCACAGGCUGUAUUUGACCAGAUCAAGUCAAUAGACCACCCUGUGGCUCUCGAGUUCAAUACGUUGGAUGGGUUUCUCCUGAAGCCUAUGCAGCGUCUGGUCAAAUACCCUCUACUUCUCAAGGACCUCCACAAAAAGACCGAGGAUGAAGAAACCAAAAACGAUCUUUUGGCUGGCUGUGAAGCCGCAGAGCGGGUCCUAUAUCGCGCCAACGAGGCCGUGAAUCGCGAUCUGUUGGAUGAAGCUCUCGUCGAUCUCAAGACACGCGUGGAUGAUUGGAAGAACCACAACGUCGAGUCCUUUGGCAAACUCCUCAUGCAUGGCGUGCACGGUGUCGCCACUGGCAAGACAGACGUUGAGAAAGACUACGAAAUCUAUCUUUUCGAGGCAAUUCUGCUAUGUUGCAAGGAGGUUUCACCCAACAAGGUCAAAGACAAAAAAGACAAGACCAAGUCGACGGGCAGCAAACCCAAAAACAAGAGCGCAAAGGUCACUCUGAAGGGCAGAAUCUUCAUGACAAAUGUCACUGAUGUGGUAUCCCUUUCGAAACCUGGUACUGGGUCGCACUGUGUCCAAAUCUGGUGGAAGGGUGAGCCAGCAGUGGAAAACUUCACCAUCAAGUUCCCCAAGGAAGAUAUCAUGCGCAAGUGGGCGGAUGUACUCGAGCAGCAACGCAAGGUGCACGGUGCUCGCGUAUCUGCCCAAUCGGGAUCCAUGGCAAACGACUUUGUUUGGACGAGGGACCACACAGGCGCAAUAGAAAAUCCGUACAAGGAGACGGAUGACGAAGAUGAUUUCGAUGGGCCCGCUACGGCACCCGCACAAUUUCCAAUGCCCGGCCAGCAGCCUGCCAUCAUGCCACGAACCUCAUCCAGCUCGAGCCUGAGGCAACGCUCUGCCACAAACGACAGCUCGCAGUCCUUGGCCGGCAUUGCUAGAGCACCACCGCCACGAUUCCCUCUGCCGCACCCCCCGGCUCCUCUGAGCUUGAGCCUGCAGACACAGAGCAGUGGCGCCAUCUCGCCAGGCUCUCGCAUCGGCGACAGCUAUUUCUCGCCCGUCGAUAACUCCCCCGCAUCCUCCCGAACCAGCACAGCUAGCGGCAUGUUUCCUACAUACAAGCCAGGGCAGCCUCAGGCAGUCUGGGACGAGGGCACCAAAUACACGACUGCGGCUGCCCCACGAGCGCCGUCGCGCGAUGGUACUUCCCCGGGUCCUCAUGGCAUGAAUGGGCGAAAUGCUCGGGGCCCGUCGCUGCCGGCGAUGGCAAAACAAAACAGCGCCGCGCAGAAUCAGAGAAGCCGAUCAUACAGUACGCCCGAUAUCAACGGCCCCGGCGUCCCUCGCCAGAGACAACCCAGUCAAGGUGGGGGCAAUGUUCCUGCUGUGCCCGGGAUUCCCCAGCAUCUUCACCCUGCCCACGAUAGCGGAAUCCCGCGAUCGCAGAAUGGCUCCCCACGCAACGAUCAGCCGAUCCGUACGCACACGCAAAGUCCGGGUGCGCAACAUCGCAUGCACCAGCACUCGGGCAGCCUUGGAGGGACCAUGUCGCACUUCCCUUCGCAACCAAUUUAUCCACGAGGGGCCACACCUAACCCAUCAUCCGGUGGAAACUCUCUUCGCGUUGAUAUGACGGCCGCCAACACGCGGACAGUGUCCCCUGGGCUUGGCACGGGCACAUUCGCGCCGCCCGGCUCCAAUGCGAUGGGCGAGGGCGACGCACCAUUCCCGACACAACUCAAGGUCAAGGUGAAUCUGGAUGGCGGCAACUACGUGACACUUGUCGUGGCUUUCAACAUUUCGUAUCAAUCCUUAAUUGACAGGAUUGAUGCCAAGCUCGCACGGUUCACAGCGAGCAGCAUCGGUAAGGAGCAUCUGAAGCUGCACUACCGUGACGAGGACGGUGAUCUGGUCCGCAUCCAGAGCGACGAGGAUAUCCAGCUCGCAUUCUUGGAACUUCGAGAAGGCAUGAAAAGCAUGUACUCCGGGGGCGUGGGAGAAAUUGACCUCUACUGCAUUUCGGCAACUGGUGCAUGA